This is a messenger RNA of Engraulis encrasicolus (European anchovy), 1107 nucleotides long. It is a transcript of the gene rnf114, whose product is annotated as ring finger protein 114. Gene Ontology annotation, molecular function: ubiquitin protein ligase activity. The transcript has 6 exons. Gene Ontology annotation, biological process: ubiquitin-dependent protein catabolic process; protein polyubiquitination. The record is from RefSeq and is a predicted model, not a curated record. NCBI's taxonomy places the organism in Eukaryota, Metazoa, Chordata, Actinopteri, Clupeiformes, Engraulidae. Bases 36 to 719 code for a protein of 227 amino acids.
GACAGUUCGGAGCGGAAGACAACACAGAAGAAGAAAUGGCGAUGCUAGGUAGCCUUGGUGCUGGGCAGCAAAAAAUAAACACACUCGGUGGGGACAGAGAUUUAACGGAAUUUCUUUGCCCUGUCUGCCUUGAAAUCUUCGACAGUCCUGUUAAAACACAGUGUGGCCAUACGUUUUGCAUGAGCUGUCUUCAGGAGUGUCUCCGGCCUCAGAAGCCUGUCUGUGCAGUGUGUCGAUCAGGGCUCGAGAAGUGGAGCAAAGCCAGCGACCUGGAUGCGGUCAUUCAUGCAUCUGCCGGUCCUUGCAAGGGCUGUGGCAUAGAGGUGCCGUUGGCCCAAAUGCGAAGUCACACUGCCUCUUGCUCUAAAUACCAAGAGUACAUUGAGGAAGGAGUAAAGAGCUCGGCCCAGACCCAGCCGCCUGUAAUAAGCCCUCUGCCAAACCGCUACACGUUUGCCUGCCCGUACUGCGACUCCCCAAACCUGGACCAGGACGGGCUCAUGGAGCACUGCACAUCGCACCAUGCCAGAGACCCACGCCAAGUGGUGUGCCCGAUCUGUGCCUCCAUGCCCUGGGGAGACCCCAACUACAGGAGUGCAGACUUCUUGCAGCAUCUGAAGAUCAGGCACAAGUUCUCCUAUGACACCUUUGUGGAUUACUCCACAGAUGAAAGUGUAAUGAUCCAGGAGGCUCUGCAGCGUUCUCUGAUGGACCAUUGAGACACUCCCUCUGUCUGUGAAGGACGCAAGAGGAGCCAUCGCCAUAAGAGGAGCAGAAGCAGGAGAAGAAGAUUGCUGUGGUACCUCGUGUCAAACAUAAUAACCAAGCGUGUGCCUAUCCCCACAUCCCAUGACCAUCCAAAAAAAAAAAUACACUGCACCUUCCACUCGCUCCAUUGGACGGAUAUAAUGUGUGUCCCCUAAUCGUAAUCCAAAACACCUGGCGCUGAGCGGUAUACUCAAAUUAGUAAAUUGUAAAUGGAGUCAUAUAGAGUAUUUAGUAUAUGUUGGAGAUUCUUUUUUGAAAAAGUUAAAAUAAUAAUUAAAAAAAUCUAUCAUUGUUUUAUUAAAACUAUUGUAGGAAUAUCUUGAGUAAACUACUAAACAG